Megachile rotundata (alfalfa leafcutting bee) is the source of this 2482-nucleotide messenger RNA. RefSeq names its product SET and MYND domain containing, class 4, member 3. Gene Ontology annotation, cellular component: cytoplasm; nucleus. The record is from RefSeq and is a predicted model, not a curated record. Lineage: Eukaryota; Metazoa; Arthropoda; Insecta; Hymenoptera; Megachilidae. Gene Ontology annotation, molecular function: histone deacetylase binding.
CGUCGACGUGUCAUUCGGAUGCACGUUUAAUCAGAACUUGUAAAAGCAACUACUCUCAAAAAAUUUCGCAACGUUUCAAAUCUCUGUGAAUGAAGGAACAGUUCAUUCAGAAGUACCAAAAACUUUCUAAUUUUUAUUCGUGCGCCGAACAUCCGAAUCGUAAGGAAUUCGUAAACAGAACGAGUAUGAAUCACCAGGAAAUUAUAAAUAGUAAACAAUUAUAAAUAAUCGCAUAAUUAUAAACAGCGUAAAUUACACCUUUUGUAAACAUAAAUACUAUAAAUAAUUGUGAUAUUCGUAAAUCUGUGCACAAAAUUGAAAUCUAUAAAUCAGAUUAUUGUGACAUUCGCAAAUUUGUGAUUGAAUCGUAAAUCUAUGAACAGCAAGUUUAAUUAAAAUACAUAAAAUAUGUUGAAAGACGAAGAGAACGAAAUCAGUGAUUACUUUGCCGCGAAUUUCUCGCAGCUGCAACGUGCAAUUAGCCCGCAAGAGAUGAAGAAGUUCAGAUCACUGGAUAACAAUUCGGAUAGGAUUGCUUUUUUGUUGGGAUACCCAGAGACCCACCUUCUGUCCCUUGAAGUGAUGGAAGCGAUGUUGAAGAGCAGUGAGAAAGCUCUGCAACUUAAAGAUGUCGGUAACAAGUAUUUUGGACGUGGGGAAUUUGUGAAGGCACUGGAAACUUAUUCGAAUGCUGUUCUUCUGGCACCUAAAGAAGAUUUGGGCGUAAUACUGGCAAAUCGUUCAGCAACGCUCUACCAUCUUGAAAAGCACCGCGAAGCUCUGACGGACGUAGAAGAAGCUAUACGAGUUGGUUAUCCAAAAGAACUGCUCUACAAACUAGAAGAAAGACGAGCCAGAUGUUUGCUCGGUUUAAAAAGACACGACGAAGCAAUAGUAGCAUUUAGAAAAGCUUUGAAAUCUCUAGACGACGCGAAGUUACCCUUCGAGAAGAAGCAGAAGCUGGAGGCUGAUAUGAGGGUGAUGCUCGCUGUGAUGGAGAAGGGUAAUCAAAUCGCGCAGAAGUCGAACAAGAUGAACCUGAAGAAGGAUAAAAUUGAUGGAUCUAAGAGAUCGUGUCCGAAGAUCGAGGAUGGCAAUCCUUUGUUUCUGUCUUGUAGUAAAGCUGUUACUAUAAGAAACGACGGUGGCGAUAUAGGGAGACACGCUGUCGCUACUAGGAACAUCGAGCCUGGUGAAAUACUUGUGGUAGAGAAACCACAUUGUUCGUUUAUAUUGGCGGAAUACAGGCUUACUCACUGUCAUCUCUGCAUGAACAAGAUAUUCGUACCAAUACCAUCCAAAUGUCAAGUAUGCAGUUACCUAGCGUAUUGCAGUACUUCCUGCAGAGAUGCAGACGCAAAAAUCCACGAAAGCGAAUGCGCAGUGUUACCUAGUUUGUGGAUGUCGAAAACAUCUGUCACGUGUUUCUUAGCUUUAAGGGCGAUCACCCAGCGAUCCUUCGAAGAAUUCAUUAAAUUAAAGGAUAAGUUAAAAUCUACGAAGGGUAGAUUCGAAAUUACUCAGCAAAGGCCUUACCGAUCUGACGAUUUCGAAGCCUAUUAUGGUUUAGUGACUCACGAAGACGAAAGAACUGAUGAAGACAUGCUUCACAGAACGUACAUAGCCGUCUGGUUAUUGAGGCUAUUGAAAUUAAGUCGAUAUUUCCCUGAAAAUGUGAAAACUCCGGAUACAGCCGAAGCGAAACCAUCUGAAGAUGAAUUAUUUAUAGGAAGUUUAAUUUUACAUGGUUUAAUGUUACUGCAAUUCAAUGCUCAUGAGAUAUCAGAAUUAACAAUACCAAGAGGCGAAAAAACCUUAGCAAAAGCUAAAAGCACCUUCAUAGGCGGUGGUCUCUUCCCGACAAUAGCGUUAUUUAACCAUUCAUGUAAUCCUGGUGUCAUCAGAUAUUUUAUCGGAACUACUAUGGUUGUACGAGCGAUCCGUUCAAUCGCGGCGGGAGAAGAAAUAUCAGAAAAUUAUGGUCCAAUUUUUACCAUGUCCCCUGAAGCUGAACGGAAAAGGACUCUGAGAUGGCAAUAUUGGUUCGACUGUAAUUGUGAAGCUUGCGUCGGUCAUUGGCCCCUUUUGGACGACAUCGACCCAACAAUUCUAAGAUUCAAAUGUGACACUGGACGAGAAUGUGGAAACAUUCUACCCGUGAAAACCGAUACGAACGAGUUCAUGAUCAGAUGUCCGAAGUGUGGGAAAAAUACAAACAUUUUGAAAGGUUUAAAGGCAUUGCAGGAUACCGAUUCACUUUUCAGAGUUGCCUCUAACAAUCUAGAAGAUGGAAAACAUGUGGAAGCAUUAAGCUCUUAUUUGAAGAUUCUGAAACUUCUGGAUGAAACCCUCGCUUUGCCUAUCAGAGACUAUCACGUUUGUCAACAGGGUGUUCGAUUAUGUACGCUUGCCCUGGGAAACUGCAGUUAUGUUUGAGUAUAUAUUACCAUCAAAUGCAUGAACUGAAAAAUAAAAAACUGCA